ACUUCCCGGUCUUCCCCUUAUCCAAUCUUCCUCGCACACUCUCUCGCCAAGAGAUAAUCAGCAGAAAUGGCGACCACCAUCUCUACUCUCUCCUUCCGCACCCCUCUCCCUACUCCAAACCUCUCUUCUCCUCCGCAAAAUCCCUUCAAAUCCCCUUUUGUUCAAUUCCCUUCCCGCUCCAACCCAUCUCCUAACCUCACCCACCGCACCACCUACCUUCGUCCCAUCGCCGCCACCGCAGCCCCCGAGAAAAUCGAGAAACUCGGCGCCGAAAUCUCCUCCCUCACUCUCGAGGAGGCCCGCACACUCGUCGAUUACCUCCAGGAGAAGCUCGGGGUUUCCGCUGCAGCCUUCGCACCGGCCGCCGCUGUCGCCGCUCCUGUAGCCGGUGGGGCCGAGGCGGCAGCCGCACCAGAGGAGAAGACGGAGUUUGAUGUCGUUAUCGAGGAUGUGCCGAAUAAUGCCAGGAUUUCGGUGAUCAAGGUCGUGAGGGCAUUGACGACCUUGGCGUUGAAGGAGGCCAAAGACUUGAUUGAAGGGUUGCCAAAGAAGUUCAAGGAGGGGGUGUCUAAAGACGAGGCUGAGGAUGCGAAGAAGCAGUUGGAAGAGGCUGGAGCUAAGAUUGCCAUCGUUUAGAAACUCUAGAGGUUGGUUUUGUGUUCCCUUUUGUUUUUUUUUUUUUUUGGGUUUUGUUGUAGCAUUUGUAAUGUUAAAUUGGAUUACAGUAGAUAACAUGAUUAAAUUUCAAGCUUGAAUUUUUUUUUUCUCAUGAAUUCGAUGCAAUUGUGUUUGUCAAUGUGUUUGUUGAAAUUCCAAUACGAGGGGGCUAGAUAAUUGAAGGAAUGACAUAAUGCCCUGAAAAUGUUUGAUAAAUUGUCUGACUGAAG
Messenger RNA from Rubroshorea leprosula, 887 nucleotides. The record is from the annotation of a GenBank genome assembly. NCBI's taxonomy places the organism in Eukaryota, Viridiplantae, Streptophyta, Magnoliopsida, Malvales, Dipterocarpaceae.